GGAAACGUCGUCCACCUCGCUGAAGGGGGAAAAGUAUCAGCAGGAACGUUAACGUUAGUUCUCUGACCUUGACAAGACAUACUAUACAGUCUUUGACAAAAUUGGUUAUUAUGAACCAAUUUCAGAAUUUGAUAAAUGACUGUCUUAUCGAUACAAAACACGUGGAAAGCGCUGUCAUUCUGGUUGCCAAGACUGCAGCAGUAACUGCAGCGUCUGCAAGGUUUCAGGUUCUUCCUACACAAGCCCAGAUUUUCAUAGACUCUUUUAAGCACAUGACAUCGACCAGAGAGCGGGGCUUCUACUUUCAAGACAAAGCAUACACCUGUGUCCGAGCUGACAGGAACUCCAUCUACUGCAAAUGUGGAACACAUGGCUUGAUUCUUGUGAAGACUGCUCUGUACGUUAUAGUGGCCACAUACAACGACAGCAUGUACCCUAGCGUGUGUGUGGAGGCUGUCGAGAAACUAGCUGUGUACCUCAAGGAAAAGGGAAAAUGAAGCAAGACCUGAAGAGGAGCAGCGUUCUGAUGGAUGAAACGGAUGAAGUGGACUGGUCAAGUUAAACAGUUGCCUACAGGUCCAUGUUAGGCCACCUGCUAAGGAGGACAAACAUGUUUAGGAGAAAGUCGGUGUGUGUUUGUUUUCUUUUAUGAACUCGCCCCUGUCCCCUCUCGCAGUAUACAGGUUUAACCACUAGGUGGUAGUAAAAAAAACCAGCUGUGUGGUGCAAGAACAGUUUUUAGUGUUGAGAUCCUCUUAGAACAGGGAUUAUGACCAACCAUGGUCAAUGAGAUGCUGUAGUUCCACCCCUGCUCUAUCACAUCUGAUUCUACUCCUCAGCAAACAGACAUGGUUUUGGGGCUUCGUGGCUAAAGGCCUUUUUAAACUGUCUCUGUUCAUCGCAGACUUUCUGUUCAAACGCUUCAAUUACUCUCCAACCCCCUCUGGUGAUAACAUGAUUAACCUAACUACACACUCGCACUUUACUCGCAUGAACACACACACACACAACCUGAUGUAGCCUUGAUGAGUGUUUCAGAGCUGAAGCUGUGUAAAUGAAUUUCCUCAUGUGAACAAAUAAGGAAAUCUGUAACUGAGUCAAAACAUCAAAGAUCCCCCACCAUAUUUUACAGUAGGGAUGAGGUGUUUUCUGCAUAUGUGUUGUUGUUUCGGAAGGCCAAACCCACCAUCUGACCAUACCACUGCCUGGAGUUUGCUAAUUGGCUUUGACACUUGUAUUGUUGCUAUGGUUAUAUGACAUGAAAAUAGAACUCUGGCCACACUGCAGCAGUGGCUUUGGCCUUCGAAAGAACAACACAUUUUCAGAAAAUACCUCAUCCCUACUGUCAAAUAUUGGGGUGGAUCGUUGAUGUUAUGAGGCUGUUUUACUUCCGCUGGUCCAGGGGCCCUUGUUAAGGUCAACGACAUCAUGAACUUUACCAAGUACCAGGACAUUUUUGCCAAAAACCUGGUUGCCUCUGCCAGGAGGCAGAAACUUGGCCGCAAGUGGAUCUUCCAGCAAGACAACAACCCCAAGCAUAAAAUAAUAAUACAUGUUUCAGCAAUGUAGCUGGCUUUCUGUAUUAUUGAUUUUAUACAGUCUUUUUUUUUCCUCAUCUUUGUCAAGGGAUCCAAUAAUUCCAGACUCCACAGUACAUGCUGCAGAGAGACAAACAAGAAUGCAUGGUAGCACACAGACUUCCUGCACUCUCUGUCACAUGCGGUUAGGGCACCUGUGCUUUUAAAGGAAUGUGACCUUUGUUGUCAAGUUCUGGUUGAAACCUCUAAAAAUGGAAGCAGGGCGGUCACAAAGAAUCAGCCGCCUGUCCAUGUGGUUGCACACACACUCUGACACGUCUCCUGAAUUCCUCAGAGAGGAUUUGUGCUUGUGUCAGCCUGCAUGAUUGGUUAGAGGAAGAGAGACCUUUUUAACAUGGAGAACAACAUCUAUCAAGCACAGAGUCCCACAGUAUGAGUCAUAAAACCCAUAAAACUCUGUGGUCAAAAAAGGAAAUGGUUCCAAUCAUUUUUCCCUCAUUCAUUUUAGAAACACUUAAAAUAAUUGCUGUGUUUUGAUAACCGUGUAAAUCUCUCUAGGACAAGAUUAUUUAUAUCGAUAUAGUCGCCUGAAUCCCCCCCCCCUCCCUCCACCCACUAAUUACUGUAGCAUUUUAGAAUCCGAGUAAAUAGAGCCGAUAUGUCACCCUGUACAGAGAGAGUUACAUCAUCAAAACGUCACGCCAGGGUCAGUCUACACGAAACCCUGCCCUUAUUUCAAGUGUUUCUAAAAUACCCAAUUGGAAAAAUGAAUUGUGCAAAAAAAUCGAUUGGAACCAUUUCCCUGUUUGACUGCUAAGUUGCAUGGGUAUUAUGACACCUCCCCUGUGGGGCUCUAUUAUCAACAGAACUCACAGGAAAACAUCGAUAUUUUGUCAUUUGAAGGCAUAUUAUUUCUUUGUGUUAGCGAAGAAUACUUUUUCACAAGGGAGAAACAGCAGUGAGACAGUGGAUGAAAGGUUACGUAAUGAUCCUACAGUGAGAUUGAGGCGCAGAGGAGGACUAUGGGUAAAUGAGGGGCAGCGGUGCGCACUAACAACUCUAGUGUCCUGCUACGUCUGCAUAGUGACAUCUCUUAAGUGCACUCCAUGACCCACUUAUCAGAGGUGCGCUCCAACUCCAUUGUACGGUACGUGAUGUGACUGAAGUCUCUCACUGGAACUUUAACACAGCGGUGGGAAACACUCCUGGAGAGAUACACAGUUUUCUCCACCCCUGCACCAACAGCAGCUAACCACUCAAUGUCCCGAUGAACAGGGGCACCCCUGUCUGUAACUUGAAGACUGAUGUUAGCGGAUGCCAAGCUUUUAGCUCAGUGGGCUCACACAGUCUUGAGUCAUGCCACCAACUGCCAUGUUCAUUAUAUUUAAUAUCAUCAUUGCUACGGGUUGUUUGUUAAUAUGUGCUGGAGAAAAAGGGAGGUGUGUAUAUUCCCUGAUGUGUGUGUGUGUGUGUGUAUUUUCCUUGACGUGGCCUCUCUCUGCAUGCCAGUCUUGGUUGGUUUGUGUUUUUGGCUCAGAGACAGUCGCUUCAUUAUUUUUUUGAGAUGUGUGUGUACUGUUACAUAAAUGAUGGUCCUACACAGUCAUAAUCUAAUCAUUCCCAUGACUGAGGCAGUAGGAGCAGAGACCCAAUCUACCUUUCCUUCUCCCCUCUUCUAGUCUCUAUAUCCCACUCUUUCACUCUCGUUUUCUGGGAGUUCCUCUCCUAAUCUAGACAUUAAUGAGCAGAUUAGUUCAGGCAGGCAGGCAGGGAUAGGAUAGUCAGAGACACACAAUAACUCUGUUCUCAUGCAGAGGAAUGUCUGUUCUGUUGGCAGGUCAAUAGGUAGGUGAUCGGGGGUUGUGUGGAAGUUGUAUGCUGGUUGUGUUCUCUAAAAGGUUGUGGGAGAGUUGUGUGCGUUUAUUGGUCGAGUCAAAGUUGUGUAGGCCUACAAUUAUGCUGUUGUUCUCUAGGGAAAAGGUUGUCUUUGUGUGUUGUAGGACUAAGGUCGGCAACAAUAAAUGAUUCCGUCAGCAACCUUUUUAUUCAGAGUGAAAGACCUUAUCAUCUAACACUGAACACAUUUGAUUGGCUCAU
Oncorhynchus mykiss (rainbow trout) is the source of this 3635-nucleotide messenger RNA. NCBI's taxonomy places the organism in Eukaryota, Metazoa, Chordata, Actinopteri, Salmoniformes, Salmonidae. The record is from RefSeq and is a predicted model, not a curated record.